Molecule: messenger RNA, 5926 nt
Organism: Carassius gibelio (silver crucian carp)
Lineage: Eukaryota; Metazoa; Chordata; Actinopteri; Cypriniformes; Cyprinidae
Product: granule associated Rac and RHOG effector protein 1
Exons: 14
Coding region: 857-4054 (1065 amino acids)
Biological process (GO): Rac protein signal transduction
Molecular function (GO): CCR4-NOT complex binding
Source: RefSeq, a predicted model, not a curated record
GGACGCGCGCUCGGAAGACGCGCUGCGUCAUUUCCGCUCUCCGAGUUCACCGACAGGAGGGUGGGGACAAACAGCUGGUACGUGAUGCCGUGAACCGACCGCCGAUCGGGCUGUUUUCCACACUGAUAAACGCCUUUCCCGGAGCCUCUACAGGAAAUGACUGAGAGGCCUUACAGAUAGUUUGUGCUUUUGUUUCUACGGCCUGCUUUUGCUGAGAGACUCCUAUCGAAGCACAUUGGUUUCCGUAGUGAGUAUUAACUACCUCAGACACUGGAAACAGAUCAAGAGUGAGCGCGGCGAUCUCUCCUGGCCCCCGCUCGACUCCUGACCGGCUGUACAGCGCUCACAAUCCUUCUGACCGACUGGAUCCGUCAGAGCGGCGCAGGUCAGCAGCGUGCCAAGGCGACAUCACCCUGUAGCUCAUGCCAAUCCUGCCACUGUUUUUCUUCUUCUGAAAGAUUUUCUGUUUUUAUUAGAGGCCUACGGAAAGCGUUCGGAAAGAAGGGGUUUUUCGCUUCCAUUUGAAGGAUUGAUUAUGCACUUUGGAUUUCCAUCCAGGAUUCAAGCUAGUUUAUUUCCUAGGAGGCACCUGUAAACCAGAUCUAUCAGUUGGAUCUUUUGUGGUUUUUGCACAAACGUUUUGAUGUGAGCUGCAGCUGGGCUGCAAAUUUUCCUUGAACCUUCCACCGCGCCGCUCUCCAUUUCUCUCUGGAGUGGGAUACUGUCAUGACUUCCCCUCUGAUGGGAUCUUUAAGCUAUCUAUUUAGUUGAUUCCAGGAGUCCCAAAUUAGGCAUCCAGAACUCAUUCGAAGGUGAAGUCGAGAGAUCUGACACUCCCUGGGCGCAUUAAAUACUUAUGUAUUGUUGCAGUGCACAAGAAAGUAAAAUGGACUACAAGCUGCGCUUUUUGCUUGGCGGGUCCAAGCACAAAGUGCAGCAACACCAGCAGUUCCAGUUGCCCGAGCUCAGCCGGACCCUCAGCGCCCCCUUGGGCUCUUCUUGCUCCACCCCUUCUCCUAUGGCAACCAUAGGCUCCUCCCCUUCUGGCUGCCACGCCCCGCCCACAGGUGCCACCUCGGCGAUUGCGGACAUCCAGCAGGGCAUAUCCAAAUACCUGGAUGCGCUGAAUGCGUUCUGCCGCGCAAGCGCGUUCCUGACCGAGCUCUUUGGCAGCGUUUUCCGGGACUCGCGUUACUCCAAAGCAGCUAUGCAACUGAAGGACGUGCAGGAACAUGUCAUGGAAACGACCAGCCGGCUCACCACAGCAAUAAAGCCCGAGAUCGGCAAAAUGCUGAUGGAGCUCAGCGCAGGUGCGGCUAACUUCAAAGACCAGAACGACUUCAGCCGGCAGGACGUCGAGGUGCUGGGCCGCUGCUUCCUGACGGUGAUGCAGGUGCAUUUCCAGUUCCUGUCACAGGCGUUGCAGAAGGUCCAGCCGGUGGCACAGUCCUGUCUGGCCGAGGCGCUAGCGCAGGUUCAGGAGAGACACGGAAAUGCACAGACACAGAACAUGAACCCCGGGCCGCUGUCGGAGCUGGAGGAGGCCGUCCGCUCAUGGAAGGGAGCUUCAGAGGUGACGGCGUGUCUCAGAGAGAGAGGGAGAGACGGCUGUCUGUCUGGGAUUCAGGUGCAGCAGCUCUUCUGCUCUCACAACACCUCCAUCCCUGAACACCAGCUCAAAGAGCUCAACACCAAGAUCGACAACGCUCUGCAGGCGUAUAAAGUGGCGUUAGACUCUUUGGGUCACAGUGAAUAUGCUCUGAAGGCUGGAUUUCACCUUAAUCCCAAAUCAGUGGAAGCAUCUUUACAGGGCUGCUGUAGUGAUGCUGAGGCCCAGCAGGCUGGACGCUUUCACACCACGUCUCAGCCCAUCCAUUGUGAAUUACCCACAAUCCCCGUCCAGAUCGGCUCUCAUCUCCUCCGAGGAGUUUCCUUCAAUGAGAGCGCAUCAGAUAACCUCAAGCUUAAAACGCAUGCCGUGCUGCAGCUGAUCAAGGAUGCGGUGGAUCAGAACGGUGUGUCCGUGCGAGAUGAUUCGCCCAUCACAGAGGUGCUGAACCAGGUGUGUCCCUCCAGCUGGAGAGGAGCCUGUAAGACGGCCGUUCAGCUGCUGUUUGGACAGGCUGGACUGGUCGUGGUUGACACUGCUCAGAUUGAGAAUAAGGAAGCGUACGCUCCUCAGAUCUGUCUUGAAGGAUCUAAAGUUGUGAUCCAAGUUCCAUCCACAUGGUGUCUGAAGGAGGAUCCAGCGACGAUGUCUCUUCUGCAGCGCAGUCUGGAUCCAGAGAAGACCCUCGGUCUGGUGGAUGUGCUUUACACUGCUGUGUUUGACCUCCAGCGCUGGAAAGAGCGCAAGGAACAGACUUUGCCCACCAUUCAGAUCCAGCUACAGCGAGACACGACUGAUUACGGCGGCCCUGUCGAUCUCCCUCCGGGGAACAGCACCAAAUCCUCCGGCGGCCUCCCCAAAACCAUCUCCAAACUCACCUCACGCUUCACCAAGAAAACCUCGUCUAACUCCAGCGCAGGCGGCAGCUACUCCAUACCCAGCACCCCGUCACGGAGCAGCGGCAGCUCAGACGACCGAUCCAGCCGCCCGCACAGCCUCCUGCAGAUGAGCAGCAUGCCCUGCACACCUGACCCCAGCCACGCGCAGAUCGCCAACGGAGCGUCCGCAGACGAGCAGGGCAUGAACCUGCCCACCGACCAGGAGAUGCAAGACGUCAUCGACUUCCUGUCCGGGUUCAACAUGGGGAAAUCCCAGCAGGCGUCUCCGCUGGUGAAGAGGAGGAACUCGGUGGCUUCUUCGAAUGCGGCCGACUUGAAGCCGCCCAGCGGAGCGGCUCCGCCCCCCUCACAGUCUCAAGUGUUGCCGCAAACCUUGCAGCAACCAACACAACAACAGCAGCAACAACAGCAGCUUCCUUCACCGCCUAAACAGCAGCAAACGCAGCCGCAGUCGCAGCCGACCUCGCAGACUCUGCCGUUCUACCAGCAUCUCUUGCAGCCGAUCGGUCAGCCGCAGCAAACAUCACCUGUUUCCCCGCAGCUCUCUUCCCAGCAGCCUCCGCAGCCAAGAGUCCCCAGCAAGUGGCCCCAGGGUCCUUUAGGAGGCCUCUCGCCCAUCGUGCCCUUGACGCAGUGGCCCACCCCAGGCCUGCCUGACCUCAGCUCUGACCUCUACAGUCUGGGGCUGGUCAGUACAUACAUGGACAGCAUGAUGUCUGAGAUGCUCGGCCACAAGCCCCCGCAGGGACCCCGGAACAACACCUGGCCCAACCGAGACCAGAGUGACCAGAGUCUGUUCGGGGUGUUGGGAGACUCCAUGCCCUUUGACCCUGCAGUGGGCUCGGAUCCAGAGUUUGCGCGUUAUGUUGCUGGGGUCAAUCAGGCCAUGCAGCAGAAACGACAGGCACAGCAUGUUCGUCAGCCCAGCAUCACCCGCAGUAACUGGCCACACCCAGACGAGCAGCACAGGGGCUGGACACACCCAGAGUACUACAGCGAGGGGGAGGCGGUCAACAGCGGCUGGUCAGCCAAUCAGGGGGAUUCAGCCAGCUCCAGUGACGAGACGUCCUCAGCCAAUGGGGACAGUCUGUUCUCUAUGUUCUCUGGGCCUGACCUGGUUGCAGCUGUAAAACAAAGACGGAAACACAGCUGUGGUGAACAGGAAGUGUGCACUCUGCCCUCUCCUCCGCUCCACCACGCCAGUGACGACAGUAACCAGGACAGCAAAACCAAAACCUGGCCCCCUAAAGCCCCUUGGCAGCACUCCUCGCACACUAAUACCAUGCCCAAUCCCAGCUCUUCCCUCUACCAGAUGACCAUCCCUUCCAGCCAAUGGGGCGAUUCCAUGCAAAUGCUGCAGUCUCCAGUGUGGUCAACGGCCAAUGACUGCCCUCCAUCUUCCGGGAUCUCCUCCGGCUACCCGUUCACACAACAACAACAACAACAGCAGCAGCAGCAGGUUUCCCAGCACAAGAUCCUGAGCAAAGGCUUCAAAACCUUCCCGCUCAAACCCGAGCAUCGACCCUCAUACCUGCACCAGUAUUGAGCUGGACUUGGCUGGUAGUGGUCACUGACCCUUUUCGCAUAUUUUGAGUUUGAGUUAUGCUCAGGAUGUAAACCCAGAUCGGCAUUUAAAGGCUUUGAGUUCAGAGCCCAAACGGGACACCACUAAGAGACUUUAUGAAGGGACUUUGGUUGUGUCAGGGCAGCGGAAGGAUGUUAUUUUAUUAUCAAAACUCGGAGCAGUAGAAAUCUAGCUGGGAUUGUUCAUAUUAUGGUGUGAGCCUGGUCUAGACUCCAACCUUGUAAACUAGAAGUGUUUUUAUAGGGAAAUUUGCAUUUAACACAGUGGUUAAUAACAUUUUUGUACACAGAUGCGUGUCAAACGUCUCCAAACAGAACGUAACUGCCUUCCACGCUGUCCAAACGAUGCAUGCUUCAUGUUAACAGCAGCUAGUCGGACCAUUUCACUGGUGGCACGACUGAAGCCUUCAGUCUCAUGGCGGCGUUCGAGUUUGAGUUUACACAAGUUUUUUGAUAUGCAUGGCCACCGUGCUCACUCACAGCGCACUAUAGCAGCCGCAUUGCGAAGAUCGGGACGUCCCACAUAACAAUACUGUGUUUAAAUAGCUGUAACUGCCAAAUGUCACGUGGGACGACUCAGACUGUAGCUCUCAGCUACUGUUUCAUAGCUUGUAAAUGACUCGAAAAAAGAAACAAGAAGAACUAUAAAUAAUUUACUUUUUAUGAAGAGGCUUUGAGCAGGCUCGGCAGAAAUAUAAUAAUCAUAGCAGAGGUGUAAUUUGAAAGAAAUACACUACUUUUUCCACAUCUGAGAGAUAAAAAAAAAAAUGCAAAUAAAAAAGGAUGUUAGCAGCAACUUUGUGCCAUGUUGUUUUGAAUAGCACUUGCAGAUAUUUUCUCUAACCAAAGUAUUGUUUAAGAGAUGGAAAAUGGUGCUUUAAAUGAAAAAAAUAAAAUACAAUUUAAAAAAGCAGUUUGGGAGCCGUAGUAGUAGUUCUAUCUAGAAAAAGAAGAGAGAAAAAACCCUUUUAUUAAAAACGCAAACCCUUCUUGUAUGGUCUGUAUGUGUUCAUUUUCCCAUUGGCUUUUUUCAGAACAACACUAACUCUUCCCAUAAAAAUAACAUGUAUAUCUUUCAAAUACGAUAUAUUUCUUGUACAAAUAUUGACAGUAUUAAUCUUAUUUUUGUAUUUUCUUACACAUUAUACCAUUACUCUAUAAGUUAGCGUAAUAUAGGCUUAUUUUCCCAAGAUGUGAAGCACACAUUUUUUUUUUUCUUUUCUACAGAGUUUAACUAUCUUCUUUCUACGGAGUUUACCAAAUACGCCAUUAUAAACACUAAUAAAUGGUUAUGGUCGGAUUGAGGUGUUUUGGUUAUUUUGAUUCCCGUCGGUUUCUAGUUUCGGGCUGCAUCUAAAAAGCCCAGAAUGUUCAUUUCGUGAGGUUUGCAGAUGCCAAUGUUGCCUGUAUUUAUGAUAUGACCAUGUUUUCUGAAAACUAACAUACUUACCAUGUUUACAGAGGAUCGUUUGCUGUAUAUAAAUGUAUCUUUUUAUAGGUCUGUGCUUUGCACAAUCAAAAUGUUAGGUUCGUUGCUUCGUCCGUGUUUUCCUCCCAAACUGUUUCGGCAUUUUUUUUUUUUAAAGAUUGAACAUCUUCGAUGACCUUGGACUGUAACGCUCUACAUUUCUCAGCUGUGUCAAAAUGGUUUACUAGUGGCUUCAAAAAAUAAAAGGAGUUAAAAAAAGAAAAGUAAAAAGAAAAGAAAUGCUGUUGCCCUGACUGAAGACAUGAGGGGCGACUGCUUGGCUUAUGUUGCUUAUUGUUCACUAGAGCUGGCAACUGAUUAUUUCCAAGUGUACCAGCAAUGCAAAAAAAUAAAUAUAUAACAACA